CUAAAACGUUGCACUCGUGCUGCGUUUAUAACGGAUAGGGAGACCAAGGGGUUUUCAGUCGUUUACUGCUCCUUCAUAAAUUACGGCCAUGUGGAAGUGUCUUCUGACUGUGCUGGUGGGGCCCCUGGUAAUGACCUCUGCACGUCCAGAGGAGGAAGCAGCUUCUGCACCUCAAUGCGCCGACCACGAAGUAUACAAAACGUGCGUAAGCAGUUCUUGUGCGGAAGCCACCUGCGACCGUCCACAUAUCGGACCUGCCUGCACCGACGACUGCAGGCGUGGAUGCUUUUGUCAAAAUCGUUUCUACCGCAACGCUGAGCGACGCUGCGUCACGAAGUUGCAGUGCCCCGAAGAUUCCGCAGCGUACUCGUUUGUGGAGCCUGAAAAUGGACACGAAUGAGUGUUCAUUGAGGGUGCAACAAGUUUUCAGUGCUCUUGCAUUGACAGCAUCAGACCCGAGGGUUUCACUCAAACUGCAAUUUUUAAAACGAUUUCUGAUGUGUGCUUAGUUGUAGAAAUUGAAGACUCUUUGGGUGUAACCUAAGUCGUCAGUAGAAAUGCAAUAAUCAUUGACAAAUUCGCUCUGCUUAAACCCGCGAAAGAGGCCAUUUAUCGCGCAGAACCUUCGCGCGCUUUAUGUCUGCAAUUGCCGGUAUUAUCGAAUUGCGGUCAUUGUAAUGUUCACAGAUGUCGGUGGGGUACCAGCGGUUGCCUUGGUUCAACCGAAUAACCAGCGGUUGCCUCCCCCACAAAACACAUGACAAUAAAUCGGUUGUCCAGGGUAUACGAAAUAUUUGCCGCGCGCUAGGGGGAUUGCACUGAGAAUAAAGUUGACAUUUUGGCUUAUUCAUAAUUUUUUAGUGCAAGCUAAAUACAUUUUAGGGUUUGGGAGACAUUCAAAUAAUAUUUAUUUCUAAAUGUAAAAGUACCGAUUCAAUUUUAAUUCACUUUCUUUUAGUUCCAGAAUAAAUAAUGUGGCCAGAGGACUGAAUACGAAGCUCCUGCAGUGCAGCUUGGCUAAGAUACUGUCCCUUAUAUUCGGCUAUCGGAUAAAUAUGGUAAUCAAAUCUGUGUGACUCGACACGCACAUUUUCGUGUCAAGUGUGCAACUUAACAUGCACAUCUAACUGUUGCUCUUUGGCUCAACCGACGAAGAAUAUAAGCGACAAUAAACUUAGUGAUUGUUUUACGCACGUUAAAAAAAAAUUAAAGACGUUUACAAAUCUCUGUAAUGCGAAAUUAUAGCGCAGCUCUUGAGGUAUUUUCAUAUAGCGAUAUACCGUGCUAAACAAUUUGAGAAAUAAAUUUAUAUAUGUACAAUUAUA
Ixodes scapularis (black-legged tick) is the source of this 1325-nucleotide messenger RNA. Its product is annotated as chymotrypsin inhibitor. Lineage: Eukaryota; Metazoa; Arthropoda; Arachnida; Ixodida; Ixodidae. The transcript is spliced from 3 exons. The record is from RefSeq and is a predicted model, not a curated record. The coding region runs from base 89 to 400 and encodes 103 amino acids.